AUAAAUGAACCGUUGUACUCAAAGUGGGUGUGACGUUAUGUAGUGAUCAGUGGACGUUAUUGAAACGGCCACGGUUAGCAACUUUUUUUUCUAAUCAAAAUUUUGAUUCUUGAAUAAAACAGUGUAUAUUUUGUUUGCCUUUAUUUCGCUGGAGUUCAUUUGACAUGUAUUUCCAAGUGUCGAGUUGCUGUUGACGAUUGUUUGUGGUUAAAUUAACACUGAUAUUUGUUUUGUUCGUUCUAACUGGUAGCCCUCCUACAAUAAUGGCAAAUUGGAUUAACGUUACCCCAAGUUUGAGGAGAGCUGUUGAUCUAAUAAACAAUUUAGAUGCAUCAAAGUUUCCACUUCUUCUGAACCGCAUCACCCAAGCAAUGCAAAACGGUGCUACCAAUGAGAAGGCCUUCAGUAAUGAAGAGGAAGAGAAGUUGCAGGUUUCACUUGGCCUGCAGAGGUCAGACCUGAAACUACUCCUUCAAUCUACCACAUUCAUUAUAGAACAGGCUGCAUAUUACAUGACAAAACCAUCAGUUCUGCAGAGACAUCUGUCAGAUACAUUGAAGCUUAAUGAUGACAAGUCUGAAGCAUUUGUAAAUGCCUGGAUAAGUUCAGCAAAGGGAAUUGUGGAACAUCUGCGACAGAGGUCUUUGUUUCCAGCACAGCUUGAAGAUGUCAGAUGGUCUCUCAACCUUCAGACUGCUUCUGAUUCGCAGACAAAGCAGGUCAUUCCAAAGGCAGUGUUUCAGUUUGGACUGAAAACCAAUGAAAACUCUCGUGAGAACGUGACAGUUGGGUUUACACAUGAAGAAGUAUAUGAAUUCUAUAAACAUCUUGAAACAAUUCAGAGCCAGCUGGAUGGACUGCAUUGAAUGUUUAGCUAUUUGCAUUACAUUUUGUUUAGGUGGAAAAGUGAUUUUGUGGUACAGAACAGGAAAAACAUAUCGGAUAUUUUCAUGUACAUGUACAGCAAAACUGCUUGUUGUAUACAUUGUAUCUCAGGAGAUAGAAAAAAAUAUAAGCACUAAAACACA
Messenger RNA from Cryptotermes secundus, 1028 nucleotides. Its product is annotated as COMM domain-containing protein 10. The transcript has 4 exons. The coding region runs from base 264 to 866 and encodes 200 amino acids. The record is from RefSeq and is a predicted model, not a curated record. Lineage: Eukaryota; Metazoa; Arthropoda; Insecta; Blattodea; Kalotermitidae.